Molecule: messenger RNA, 2547 nt
Organism: Vigna radiata var. radiata (mung bean)
Lineage: Eukaryota; Viridiplantae; Streptophyta; Magnoliopsida; Fabales; Fabaceae
Exons: 2
Coding region: 1-2547 (848 amino acids)
Source: RefSeq, a predicted model, not a curated record
AUGGAAAGUCAAACGGAGGGAAGAUUGAACAAUUUGGAGAUGACCGUGGAGGGAAUUAAGGCGAUAAGGCGUGAUUUACAACAAUUGAUGAGAGGGAUGAACGGAGGGAACCAUAAUGGGCGCAACCACAAUCAAGGGGGUGGUUUUGAAGAAAGUAGCAAUUCGAAGGUGGCGGAGGAGGACAAGGUGGAAUUGGCUUACAUUAGCAUGGAGGGGAGUGCCAGUUACUGGUUCAAGUAUUGGAGGGAGAAGACCAAGAACCGUUCUUGGAUGGGUCUGAAGGCCGGAUUGGUUAAUCGCUUUGGAGGAGGGUUUAGGGGAACUGUUUACGAACAACUGGCCACGUUGCGACAAGAAGGCUCGGUGGAGGAGUAUGUCCGCGAUUUCGAGAGGUUAUUGGGACAGACCCAGGGGUUGACGGAGGAGUUGAUACUGGGAUUCUUUCUAGCUGGGUUACGUGAGGAGAUAAAGGGGCAGGUGCGAAUCCAAGAUCCCCAAGAAUUUAUGAUCGCGGUGAGGGUGGCGAGAGAUGUGGAGGACGCGAUGAAUCGGGCACGAGGAGGAGUCUGGAACGGUGGAAGGGUGAACUCGACGAACGUACGAGCGACAUCGGCGAUUGUUCGGGAGGACGGAGAUCGCAACUCCAUAAAUCGACCCAGUGGAACAGAAGGGGGAGGAGCAACCCGUCGAGAGGGGUCGACGAUGACUGGAAAUACCAAUGCCAGGGGUGUCGCUACGGCGGGAGGCGAUGGUGGAGGAAGAAUGGUAAGGAACUUACCUUAUCCCGAGUAUUUGAGAAGGAGGGCCGAGGGGAGAUGCUUCCAAUGUGGGGGUCCUUUCGCUCCUGGUCAUCGGUGUCCGGAAAAGAGCUCGAGGGUGUUACUGCUGGCGAAGGACGAGAUAGGGGAAUCGGAGGAAGAGGUUGGCGAGGAGACGAAACCCAUGGAGUUGUCGGCGUACUCUGCGGAGGGGUUGACGCCACCGAAAACGAUGAAGUUGAUAGGGUUGAUCGGAGAAAAACGCGUGGUGGUCCUCAUUGAUAGCGGAGCUAGCCAUAACUUCAUUAGCCGGAGGGUGGUGGAGGAAUUAAAGCUGUCAGUGGUGGAUACGCCGUUGUAUACGGUUAGUCUCGAUGAUGGGCAUAAGAAGGUAACACGAGGGAAGUGUGAGAGUGUUAGAUUAAGGUUGGGUGACACCACCGUGGAGGAGGAGCUUUACGUGUUUGAGUUGGGGGGUGUAGACGUGGUUCUGGGCAUUGCCUGGCUUGCCAAACUGGGAGAAGUGACGAUAAACUGGGGGGAGAUGGCGAUGAAAUUUUGUGUGAGGGGCGAGAAGAUUAUUAUCCGAGGAGACCCAGCCCUAUCAAGACAGCUGGUGGAACCUAGAGAAUUGUGGAGGAUAGCAGACGAUGACUCAUGGGCUUUCGUGUGGGAGUUAGGUGGAGUGGAGCAGAAAACUGAGGGUGAGGUGGCGAGUGAUUUGACAGAAACCCAGCAAGUGGAGUUGAGAUCUGUCUUGCAUGCACACGGACGCGUGUUCCAGGAGAGAGAGGGGCUGCCACCACAACGUGCUAUGGACCAUCGGAUAAUGUUGAAAGAAGGGACAAAUCCUAUAAAUGUCCGGCCAUAUAGAUAUCCGUAUCUUAUGAAAGAAGAGAUUGAAAAACAAGCUGCAGAUAUGUUAAAAGCGGGUAUUAUUCGACCCAGCCAGAGCCCAUACUCAAGUCCCGUAAUUUUGGUGAAGAAGAAGGACGGGAGCUGGAGAUUUUGUGUAGAUUAUUGGGCUUUAAACAAAGCCACGUUUCUGGAUAAGUUUCCGAUACCCAUCAUUGAGGAGUUGCUGGAUGAACUCAAAGGAGCAAGGUAUUUUUCCAAACUGGAUCCGAAGGCAGGCUACAAUCAGAUAAGGAUGGGUGCUACGGAUAUUUCGAAAACUGCCUUCAGGACCCAUCAAGGCCACUUUGAAUUUUUGGUGAUGCCAUUUGGGCUCACAAACGCCCCGGCAACCUUCCAGCAUGUGAUGAACGAAUUGAUGGCAGCAUUUUUGAGGAAGUGGGUGCUCGUCUUCUUCGACGAUAUCCUUGUUUAUAGCCCGACUUGGGAAGAACAUAUGAAACAUUUGAAGAUGGUGUUGCAGCUACUUGAACAGCAAGGGUGGGUUGCAAAUCCAAAAAAAUGUGAGUUUGGAAAGAAGAGGGUGCACUAUUUCGGCCAUCAAAUUUCAGAGCAGGGGGUGGAAAUGGAUUAUGAUAGAAUUAAAGCAGUGGUGGAAUGGGGCGAACCGAAGAACUUGAAGGCCCUGCGAGGAUUCUUGGGUCUAACCGGUUACUAUAGAAGGUUUGUAUGGAGGUAUGGGGAGCUGGCCCGGCCCUUAACUGAGUUGUUAAAGAAGGGGAGAUUUGAAUGGACGGAGAAGGCCGGAGAAGCCAUGGCAGCAUUGAAGUCAACCAUCACAUCAGCACCUGUGCUAGCCUUGCCUGAUUUUACCCAGGAGUUCCACCUAGAAUGCGAUGCUUCGGGGAGAGGAGUGGGUGCUGUUUUGAUGUAG